AGAAUAUCAUAUUUUGAAUCAGAAACCGAUGACGAAGAAUUUGAGCCUUCGGAAUUAUCAACAAUCCGAAAGAUGGUCACAGAAACUGAAAAAAUUUCAGAUGGCUGGGAAGUUAAGCUAUUGAAAUGGCAACAACACAGCCUUAAUCAAUUAGAUCAUGGAAUUCAGUACCCAUCAAAGCGGAACAUACACUGUAUUCUUGUUGCUUCUUCAAUCUUUUAUUUUAAAAAAGAAAACGAGCAGGUAUAUAAUGGCUUCCUAACAGCAGAUGAGAUUGCCGAUAUUCAAUCACGCGUAAUCUCAGAGUUCAAGAUGAUAGAAAUUCCAAAUGGAGUAAAGGAGUUUGUGCGAGAAAAUAAAAAGGUUUGCGAAUUAAGCCGUCGUGGUCGAAUACCAGAUUACAGACUGAAUAAUAAAAAUGGAUCUCGUUCAGCUGCAUUUGGUGAAGUAACCAGCCCAAAACGUCAAAAUGAAGAACCUAAAGUUUACUGGGACAUUUACCGUGGUGCUAUACAUGCGAAAGAUGCCAUAGAUUAUGAUAUUAAUCAGCAAAAUAUACAACCAGAUGAGGCGAAACGAAUCAUAAUAUUUAUUAAUGGCUUUAAAAUGACUGUGUGCGUUAUGAAAUUACAUUCUUCCGGAAUAUAUCUAUUGGUUGAAGUGGCGUCAUGUACUAUUCCGAAAACUGCUAGAGAUCUAGAGCAAAUUAUGAUCCUUUACCAAAUUUUAAUGAGUAUUCGGGUCAACCAGACUCGCUAUAUUAGAGCAGGAAGAAAAAG
Molecule: messenger RNA, 779 nt
Organism: Racocetra fulgida
Lineage: Eukaryota; Fungi; Glomeromycota; Glomeromycetes; Diversisporales; Gigasporaceae
Source: the annotation of a GenBank genome assembly